AUGGCGCCUGCUCCGGCCUCAUCAAUCUCGAAGAAAGAGGGGAAGGCUAAGAACUGCCUGCAACUGUCCCUCCCAUCUGGUGCCAAGGUUCCAACUUUGGAUGCACACAGUAAGCCCACUGUCAUGUCGCCUAUUCCUCAACCUGCAUUUAUGGGAUCCACUCCACACACCAUGCUACCUACUUUGAACCUCGAGAUGGGCGGUGCUCAUCCGAUCAAUCGUGCGUCCAGCAUUCAGUACACUCCCAAACGUCAUUACAGUUUCUGGUGCACCAUCCUUGCAGAGUCGCCAACCAUCUCCACUAUUGAUCAGAUCAAUCGCAGGAGAUGA
This is a messenger RNA of Sparassis crispa, 330 nucleotides long. RefSeq lists its product as hypothetical. The record is from RefSeq and is a predicted model, not a curated record. Bases 1 to 330 code for a protein of 109 amino acids. NCBI's taxonomy places the organism in Eukaryota, Fungi, Basidiomycota, Agaricomycetes, Polyporales, Sparassidaceae. The transcript has a single exon.